Molecule: messenger RNA, 1924 nt
Organism: Chironomus riparius
Lineage: Eukaryota; Metazoa; Arthropoda; Insecta; Diptera; Chironomidae
Source: the annotation of a GenBank genome assembly
GUCGAUCUCGUCAAGAUAAGAUUAAACCACUUGUGACUGUUGUGUCAAUUAUGGGGAUCAUAAAAAUUUUAUCAUCAUCUCAUCGCCAAAAAAUCUCUCAGUUUGCAAGAAAUGUGACUGUUGAACCUCUUUUACCGCUAUACAUUAUUGCAAGUGUCCUAACGGCUUAUGCAGCACAGAAUUUGUAUCUUGAUAAGGCAUGUCGUGUAAAUCUUGGUUAUAGUGAUGAGAUUUGUGAUGCACUAAAGAGAAAAGAUUCAAAUAAUUUAACAGAAGUUGAGAUUGAUGUACAGAAGGUUGUGGUGAAUAUGCAAAAGUGGAAAAUUGUGAUUCAAAGCUUCAUUCCAUGCUUGUUGAUACUUUUUGUUGGCAGUUGGAGUGAUCGACAUGGGAGAAGGAAACCAUGCAUGUUGAUUCCGAUAUUUGGUGAGCUUGUCUCAUCAGCUGGUUUAGCUUUGAAUGUUUACUUCAAAGAUCUUCCAAUGGAAGUUGCUGGAAUCACAGAAGCUCUUUUUGAAGGAAUAACAGGUGGAUGGGCCACAAUGCUAAUGGGUGCUUUCAGUUACAUUGCUGAUAUUACAAACGAAAAUGAUCGAACAUUAAGAAUCGGAAUUGCAAACACAUUCUUUUCAAUUGGACUUCCAAUUGCCAUGGGAUCAGUUGGGAUACUAUUAAGAUUGACUGGAUAUUACGGAGUCUUUCUAAUCUCAACUACAAUUCACCUAAUUGCAUUCUUUUAUGCACUCUUUUGGAUCAAGGAAUCAUCAAAAUCACAGAAAACUGUUUUAAAUAAAUCUGAAUCUUCAAAAGGAACUCAAAAUAUCGACAAAGCAACUCCAUCGAGUUCAAUUCUACCACAAAACCAAACAUCAAAUAAAAAUUUCAUUCUCGACUUUUUUGACCCAACAAAUCCAAUAGAAACCUUCAAAAUUGUCUUCAUACGUGGACAAAGACUAAAAAUUUCAAUUCUGUUGUUUGUGGUGAUUUUAGUUGUUGGACCCAUGCAUGGUGAACAAGCUGUGAUGUAUUUGUACACAAGACUGAAGUUUAAUUGGAAUGAAAUUGAUUACAGCGUUUAUUUUACUUUCUCAACGUUGAUAACGAUGUGUGGAACGAUAACAACGAUAUUUGUACUCUCAACUGUCUUAAAGAUCAACGAUGCCUUAAUCGGUGCUAUUGGAUCGCUGUCAAAAAUCAUGGCAAGCUUUAUUUAUGCUUUUGCUGUGACUUCAUUGCAAUUUUACUUUGGACCUGUUGUUGAGUUUAUUCAUUAUGCUUCAUUCAUUGCUAUGAGAUCAAUUGCUUCUAAAAUUGUUGGAGUUGAUGAAAGGGUGAGUUUUUAUGGCUGCAAUAAUAAGUUUAUAGUAAAUGAACCUUUCAGUUCCCAAAAUUUGAUUGAAUCAUUUAACAAAUUCUCAUUUUAAAUUAAUAUUUUCCACAAUUUUUUGAUCCUUGUCAAUAACUCGCAACCCCAGGCACGUCUCAACUCUUUAGUAGGUCUCAUAGAGUCCCUAGCACCAUCCAUCUAUGGACCAAUGUACAGUAAGAUCUAUGAUACAACAAUAACAUUCUUUGCUGGUGCAUUUUAUCUCGUCGGUGGUGGACUGAAAGUUAUUGCUUUGCUGAUCUUCUUUAAAAUGUACAUUUCAUUUAAAAGGAAGCAGAAUGUGUCUUAUGAUGUAGAGGAUGUACCAAAAGAUACUGAAAGGAUGUCAGAGACUGAACUUGGUUAUGGUAAACAUAAAGCAAUUUUUACUAUUGGUGAUAUUCUUAGCUUACAUGUUACAUGAUCUAAUUGAACUAUAAUGAUUGUUUUUAAUGCCAUAAAGCAGUGUUGUCCAAACUUUGUGCCGCGGCACACUGGUGUGCAGUAAAUUUUUUUUAGAAAUGAUUCAAGCCAUAUGCUGUGUGCGACUUUGGUCAU